Molecule: messenger RNA, 2540 nt
Organism: Marchantia polymorpha subsp. ruderalis
Lineage: Eukaryota; Viridiplantae; Streptophyta; Marchantiopsida; Marchantiales; Marchantiaceae
Source: the annotation of a GenBank genome assembly
CUCUCUCGAGCCUCAGAGUUUGUUCCCUGACCUCGAGUCAAGGAGACUGAAUGUCAGUCGAGACAAACAGACGAGCUCGCCGGAGUUGUGACGUGGAGGAGUCCUGACACUCUUCGGGAGGACUGGAACUAGUGAUUGCUGGCUGUAUGACUGUCGACCAGCGACAUUCGAAUCUGUCGAAGAGACUUGCAGGAUUAGAAAUUUAGUAGAAAUUUGCGCUUGUAAGUGCACAUCGUUUUGAGCUAUGGCUGGCACCGGGAAUUGGCAGGAUGGGGAUGCUAAGGGCGAGCCCGGCUCGUCAUUGCAUGGAUUGACUGGUAAGGAGCCUGUUUUCCAGAUGACUAUGGAGACUGUGGGCGAGGGCAAAGGCGAGCGAGAAGCCACUGAUCUCAGGGGAAGGAAGUUUGCUCUUCCGGUCGAUUCCGAGCACAAGGCUAAGACCGUGAGGCUCUAUUCCGUGGCUGCUCCUCACAUGAGGACUUUCCAUCUGUCGUGGAUCGCCUUCAUGAUCUGCUUCUUCUCCACCUUCGCUGCGCCGCCGCUCAUGCCCGUCAUCCGGGACAACCUCGGACUCACCAAGGUGGACAUUGGCAACGCCGGCAUCGCCUCAGUUGCUGGAGCUGUGGUGUCUCGUCUUCUCAUGGGCACCAUCUGCGAUCUCGUGGGGCCUCGCUACGGCUGCGCCAUUCUCAUGAUGAUCACGGCACCUGCCAUCUUCUGCAUGCCUCUGGUGUCCACUCCGGUGGGAUUCAUCCUGGUGCGAUUCUUCAUCGGUUUCUGCCUGGCGACUUUCGUGUCUUGUCAGUUCUGGAUGAGCUCCAUGUUCAACAGCAAAAUCGUGGGAAUCGCUAACGGCACGGCAGCCGGAUGGGGGAACAUGGGAGGAGGCAUCGUUCAGCUGGUGAUGCCCCUGGUGUUCGACAUCAUCCGCCGAGACAUCGGGUCAGAGAAGUUCACUGCUUGGAGGAUCGCCUUCUUCGUCCCCGGCGUGCUGCAAGUGAUGAUGGGACUGCUCGUCUUGACCCUGGGCCAAGAUUUGCCUGAUGGAAACUACGCCGAGCUAAAAAGAGAGGGCGAGAAAGUCAACGACAGCUUCAAAAAGGUAUUUUUGUACGCUGUCACCAACUACCGCACGUACAUUUUUGCUCUGACCUACGGCUAUUGCUUCGGAGUGGAGCUCACAGUCGACAACAUCAUCGCCGAGUACUUCUACGAUCGCUUCGACCUGAACCUGCAAACUGCUGGAAUCAUCGCAUCCACAUUCGGGCUCAUGAACCUGUUCUCUCGCCCUCUGGGAGGAGUCCUCUCCGACGUGGUGGCUGCGAGGUGGGGAAUGAGGGGCCGCCUCUGGAACUUAUGGAUCAUCCAGACUGUGGGAGGAGCUUUGUGCAUCGCCUUGGGUCUGACGGGUCAGCUGGGACCUGCCAUCGCCGUCAUGUUGGUUUUCUCGUUCUUCGUCCAGGCAGCUUGCGGGGCCACUUUCGGCAUCAUCCCCUUCAUCUCCCGAAGGUCUUUGGGAAUCAUCUCUGGCGCCACUGGAGCUGGUGGAAACAUCGGAGCCGUGACCACUCAGGGAAUCUUCUUCAUGAGCUCCAAGUACUCGACGGAGAACGGAAUCAUGCUCAUGGGCAUCAUGAUCGUUGCCUGCACCCUGCCAAUUAUCUUCGUCCACUUUCCCCAGUGGGGAAGCAUGCUCUUCCCCCCAUCCACGGCCACCGAGGAAGAUUAUUACGUCUCAGAGUGGAGCAAGGAAGAGCAAGCCAAUGGUCUUCAUAACGCUAGCAUGAAAUUCGCCGAAAAUGCCAAGUCCGAGAGAGGGCGACAGUCGCCCCCCAGGUCAAAGUCAGAUAAUGUUGGUGCGGACCAGCUCUGAUGGCUUUGAUCAUGGACCUCAGUUGACAAAUUAGAAGUGAUAAGGUCUAUCGUACCUUAAUUCAUUGUCUGUAGGAGUUGAUCGGUGGCAGCUAUUACUCACUUGUCUACCACGAGAUGCGAUUCGAUUCAAUUUGCUCUUCAUAGUACCACACUGGUUAGUCUGGUCAGUAUUAGAUCAGUUCAGCCCCUACCUUUAGAGAUAACUUAAAACAUUAAUGCUUAUAAUACGGGCACCAUCAACAGAAUUCAAGCGCCGCUUAUGGAGUGCGCUACAUUCGACAAUUCCAGUGCUAAAUCGGUCUAUUCGAUGGAUCGAUCGAUUGCGCUGGAUGGUUGGAACGGAUUUAUUUGGAGAUGGGGCUGCGUGGACGAGGUUGUACAUUAUGUAGAUGGUCCAGCGAUAGAUGAAAUUCUUAAACACGUCUUAGACUUGUGCUUUCCGUGUCAAUUCUUUCAGGGUACAUCCCGACGUCCAUUAGAGAACUUUGAAAUUCUGUGUGGAGGCCUAUGCCCGCCCAGCGCGACUAGUUGAGACGCUAUUAGUGCUAGUGCCAUCCAUGGCUGGGAGGAAAUACGAGUUAGAUGGAGCUGGUCUCGAGCUCUGCAACGCUGUCGAGUGCUUCGAUGCCUCCAUGUUCAAUAAAUAUGUGAAUACCACAUUUGUC